Messenger RNA from Fopius arisanus, 2387 nucleotides. Its product is annotated as acidic leucine-rich nuclear phosphoprotein 32 family member B-like. Lineage: Eukaryota; Metazoa; Arthropoda; Insecta; Hymenoptera; Braconidae. The transcript is spliced from 4 exons. The record is from RefSeq and is a predicted model, not a curated record. Bases 257 to 601 code for a protein of 114 amino acids.
AUCACCAAAACUUCACACCAGCAAUUCGAUCGAUAACCAAAUUAUUCCAAAACACCGUGAAUUUAAUUUGGCCAAUCAGCGAUUUAUCGAGUUUCAAACCCGCGCCAUCUUCAUUUUUGAACAAAGCCGAGUUGAGACUAGAACACAUAAGCGUCCAGUGCAUAACAAUUUGUGAAAAAGAAAAAGAAAAGACGAGAAGUGAAAAAUAUCGGGGACAAAUUGAUCGGAUAAAAUAACGGAGUUUAUCGUGCCAACGAUGAGUACCAAGGAAAACAACGAGGUUGCCGUUGAGAAGGCGACGGAAAACGACAAGGCGUCCGGGGACGCGAAGUGCGAACUCAAAGGGAUCAAGAGGGCGGCUGAGGACAAAGCUGACGACGUGAAAAAACAGAAGAAGGAGGAGAACGGGGAUGGUGAUGUUGAAGAGGAGGAGAUUGACGAGGACGUUGAGGACGAAGAGGAGGAAGUAGACGGUGAUGAAGAGGAAGGUGACGACGAGGUUGAGGGUGAAGAGGACCUCGAUGACGGCGAAGAGGAAGAGGACGACGACGCCGAGGGUGAAGUGGAGGGUGAAGUAGAAGACGAAGAGGACGACGCAUAAUGAAAAAAUGAAAGAAAUAAACAAACUGGUGAAAAAAAAAACAAAAAAUAAAAAUGUUAAGUAAGUAAGAAGGGGAGGCAGAUGGCGCCAUCGUCGAAUUUCACCGACAAUCUUUUCACAAAAAGCGAAAACACUUACUCUCAUAUUGAGCGGUUGGUUAGCGAUUGAAAUAAUAAAAGCAGUAACGAUUUAUGAAGAACAAAAGGAAAUAAAUAAAGGAAAAAAUUGACGCCUUCGCCCAAGUCCUCCUAAUCAAUAGCUGAAACAAAUAUUAAUUACAAAAAUAAUGAAGGAGUUCAUGAUAAAAUACUAUGAUCCAACUCAUGCCAGAGUUGUAGCGGGCCGACACAAUUUUUUUGUGGUACACCUGCAGCAAUAUAACCCUUGGCUCAUUGCAAUUCUGGCACCCCUUCUAGCCAUCACCAAAUACUGUUUCUGAAAAAUCAUCGAUAUUGUGACGAGAAUUUUUUUUUUAAUAAAAAAAAUGACAAUUGAAGUCUCAACUGCUCCGAGAUGAUUAAUGAAGCGAAUUUCCUUAGAUACUCUUCAAAAUAUUCAAUGACAACCUGAUUAUGUCGGAGCCUUCCACCUUUAGAGAAAAAUGCACCUACACCUUAGCAUUACGUCGAAUAUCGCGGCGAUUAUAUAUAUGUAUACAUAUGUAUAUCGUUUUUUUUUUUAUUAUUAUUUUUUAACUCUUAAUUUUGUCAUCGGAGAAAUAAUCAUUUGUCAAACUCCUUGGUAUUUGUCGCCAUCUGGCUUUCUUCACGGAACAGUUUUAUAAUGACUAAAAAAAUGAAUAAAAACGAAAAAAAAAAACAAAAAAAACUUAUUUAAGAAAUGAUAAGGAAAAAGCUCUAUUGUAUUUAAAUAGUGUAAAAUGGACAUUUGUGGGAGUGAUGAUUUUUUUACAUUUUUGAAAUCAAAUUGCGUUUGUAGAUCGACGAAUGUCUCUCACAUAGUGCGCGUGACUGAGUUUUUAAUUUCAAGGGAUAAAAAAAAGAAAUAAUACACAAUGAGAUGAAUUAAUUUGAUGCAAAUUAAAAUGAAACUUAUGAAAACGACAAGCCGAUUUAAUUAAAUGUGUAAUAGAAGAAGAAAAAAGUGUCGUAGCAGAGGUGUGAGUCUGGCAGACCGAUUUUAAGUAAAAACAAAAAAUUAAUAUAGAAAUUGUAGUUUAAGGGUUGAAUGGACGAUUAACUGAAAUAGUGGUGCGUUAAUACGUAAUACAAAAGUGAAUAAUCAUGGAUCCCGAGGCACAGCACCGCUCAAUUGUUCGAUGUAUAGAUGAAUUAUGCAAAGACAAUUAUUCGUUUUUUUUUUCAAUAAUCGAAAACUUCAGUGACAGAUUGAUCAAUUUUAUUUCCUAUCCUGCCUUGCAUUAUUUAAUAACAUCUCGUUGCGAUUUGCAAUGUUCACCAGGUGUGUAUGACUACAUGUGUGACUUUAACCAUUGCAUAAUAAUUAUACAUAGCAUGUAUAAAGUUAUCAAAUAAGAAAUCAAUUUAUUAUUAACGAAGUAACGAUGUGAACUUAAAUUUGCGACAGAUUAAAGAACAAAUUGAAAUUAAUCAUGAAAAAUUGAAUUCUAGUUAAUGAGAAGGAAUUAAACUCUGGGUAAUUAGUAGGGAGACCCUACUGAAAUACAGUGCACGAUGUUUUGCCAACACAAAGCGUCUUUACCUCGGGAAUACGAAAAAUUCAUUCUCUUUCGAUUGUACAUUUUCAAUAAAAUUCGAAUGUUCAAACUAUAAGACAAUAUGCUGAACAAAUGGUCAUUUACGAA